Molecule: messenger RNA, 522 nt
Organism: Auanema sp. JU1783
Lineage: Eukaryota; Metazoa; Nematoda; Chromadorea; Rhabditida; Rhabditidae
Source: the annotation of a GenBank genome assembly
AUUGAAAUCAGGGAUCAUUGAAGAAAUCCCCAAUUGGCAAAACAAUCCGUCGCAUAACAGUUCCAUCUAUUACAUGCCCCACAGAGCCGUAAUCAAACAAUCAAGUAAAACCACAAAAAUCAGAAUAGUAAUGGACGCAUCGUCCAAAGCUAAAAAUGGAAUCUCUCUAAACGACGCGGUCCAUCAAGGACCAUGCAUCUUACCCAACAUAGCCGGAGUAAUACUACGAUCUAGAUGUGGGAAGCAUUUGAUUACAGCUGAUAUUGAAAAAGCCUUCCAUCAAAUCCAUCUCAAUGAAACGGACAGAGAUGCUACACGAUUUCUAGUACCUAUAGAUAUCAAUAUGCCUGUCACUGAAGACAACAUCAAAGCACUCAGACAUACGAGACCAGCGUUUGGAAUCAAUGCAUCACCAUUCCUUCUUGCCGGAGGAAUAUACUAUGGACUUGACUUGAUAAAAACCGAAAACUCCGCUGACAUAAUCGAAGAAAUCAAAAACAACCUAUAUGUCGACAAUUUAGU